AUGUCGUGCUCUGGAUGCGAUAUUGGACUGAUUGGCCUGGCCGUUAUGGGCCAAAACCUAGUUUUAAAUAUGCUCGAUCACGGUUUUAAGGUUUGCGUUUUUAACCGCACUGUAUCCAAAGUCGAUGAAUUCGUCUGUCGUGAAAGUAAGCGGAAAAAUUUGUGCGGUGCGAGGACCGCUGCUGAACUGGUCGCCAGUCUUGCCAAGCCGAGAAAGAUAAUUAUUCUUGUGAAAGCUGGUCAAGCGGUUGAUGACUUCAUUGAAAUAUUGAUCCCCCUCUUAGAGCCAGGUGACAUCAUAAUUGAUGGUGGGAACUCGGCCUUCGCAGAUACUGAUAGGCGGUGUCAUUAUCUUAAAUCGAAUGGCUUGCUUUUUGUCGGUUCGGGAGUAAGUGGAGGUGAAGAGGGUGCGCGCACCGGGCCCAGUCUCAUGCCUGGGGGACAUGCUGAGGCGUGGCCUCACAUCAAAAACAUCUUCCAAUCGAUUUCUGCGAAAACCCCAACAGGCGAACCUUGUUGUGAUUGGGCAAGUUUAUGCUUAAAAAGUCUCACUUGUGUCGGAAGUGGUGGAUCCGGCCACUUCGUGAAAAUGGUCCACAAUGGUAUUGAAUACGGCGAUAUGCAAUUGAUUUCGGAGGCUUAUUUUCUUCUCACAAAGUACCUUUGCCUCACAGCUGCUGAAGCCGCAGAGGUUUUCGAUAAAUGGAACGAAGGAGAACUUGAGUCUUACCUUAUUCAGAUAACUCGAGAUAUUUUGGCCUUUAAUGACGAAUCUGGCACCCCACUUUUGGAAAAAAUUCGUGAUGUUUCCGGUCAGAAAGGCACUGGAAAGUGGACCACAAUCUGCGGUCUUGAGCGAGGAUGUCCUAUUACCCUCAUUGCUGAGUCGGUUUUCUCAAGAAGUCUUUCUUCGAUGAAAAAAGAGCGAAUAGAGGCAUCUAGGAUUUUAUCUGGUCCGCCUCUUGUGCUGGAGAGUGACAAAUAUGGCAAGACUCAACUUGAGGAAAAGGGGGAGGAAGUGGAACUUAUUCGACGGGCAUUGUACGCAUCAAAGAUUGUCUCGUAUGCUCAAGGAUUUAUGUUAUUACAAAAAGCUCGUGAAGAAUUCGGUUGGGAUUUGAAUUUGGGGGCCAUAGCUCUCAUGUGGCGCGGUGGUUGCAUUAUUCGAAGCCGCUUCCUUGGCGAUAUCAAGGAGGCUUAUGCUCGAAAUCCCGGCCUUACUAACCUUCUCCUCGACCCCUUCUUCAGAAACGCUAUUGAUCAUUGCCAAGAGUCCUGGCGCUCUGUUGUCUGUAUGAGUGUGAAGGCCGGGAUCCCCGUGCCGGGUUUUAGUUCGGCACUUGCCUUUUUUGAUGCAUUCCGAUCUGCGAGACUGCCUUCAAAUUUAAUACAGGCUCAACGAGACUACUUCGGAGCACAUUUAUACGAACUAGAAGCAUCCCCAGGCACAUGGCACCACACUGACUGGACGGGUGGUGGCGGCAAAACCACGUCCUCAACGUAUCAAGCCUAA
Messenger RNA from Echinococcus granulosus, 1512 nucleotides. RefSeq names its product 6-phosphogluconate dehydrogenase, decarboxylating. Gene Ontology annotation, cellular component: cytosol. Gene Ontology annotation, biological process: pentose-phosphate shunt; pentose-phosphate shunt, oxidative branch. The record is from RefSeq and is a predicted model, not a curated record. The transcript is spliced from 13 exons. NCBI's taxonomy places the organism in Eukaryota, Metazoa, Platyhelminthes, Cestoda, Cyclophyllidea, Taeniidae. Gene Ontology annotation, molecular function: NADP binding; phosphogluconate dehydrogenase (decarboxylating) activity. The coding region runs from base 1 to 1512 and encodes 503 amino acids.